CACACUUUUCAAAGUCUCACAGACUGUUCCGCCAGUUCAGUGUGUUUGAUCAGAAGUUAAAAGCUGUUUUUGUCUUUCAAUCAUGGCAGAAAGUAUGAUUGGCAUUGUGCUUGAUGUGUCCAACUCUAUGGAGAGUGCAUACGCGUUGGAUGGAUCUCAUGAUGCUAGUGUAGAGCGAACUCAUGCUAUACUCACAACUAUCAUCAACAUUCUGAAGAGAGAAGCCGUUCAUCAUAAACGGCAGGAAUCUGUUUUCGCUUCUAUUUUUGGAUUGCGCAAAUCUGUUGGAACAUGUGAUCUUUUUGCUAUGCUGGAGCAUUUGAAAAGAGUUAGAGAGGAAGGAGACAUAGACAUACCAGAGGAUGGAUACGAAGCAAUAAGUGAUCUAGCGACAAAGCAUGGAGCCCCGCAUGCAAUAGAAUGGAUUAGAGAACAGCUGUCUAGGGAGGAAGCAGCAACGCUCUAUAGAGGUUUGCGUUUUGAUCCAGACUUGAUACCAAAGAUGAUACGCUUACUUCCGUCAGAAUUAACGAGAAAAGCGGUAGAUGGUGGAUCACAGACUCUCUCUACUGUAACAGAUACAAUGAAGCGUUUGCCUUCAGGAACGUUGCAAUCAUGGGUGAACAAUAUAGAAAAGAAGGUAUCCAAGGCAUACCAGGAUAGAGCACAGAGUUCAAAACCUUACGUUAAAGCCACGGGAAUCAUUGAAGAUUUUAAUUCUGGCAAACUAGUAGAAGAUGUACUACGAUGCAUGGAACAUCCCAAGGCAAGACCUGUACAAGAGGUUUCUACAUUACUGGAUGAUCUACUUCAAGUCGAGCUUCCAUCUGCAUCUUCCUCAUCUUUACAUGAUCGAAUUCGUGAACUCCUGAAGCCUAUCAAGCCAUACAUUUUAGGUUUAACUCCAAUGUGCAAGGCACUGAAGCAUGCUACAGACGUGUUUAGAAAGACUACAAGAACUCGAGUUUUGUUUAUUCUUUCAGAUGGAGAUUCAACUGAUGGAGAUCCACAUGAGAUUGCUCAAGAACUUCACCAGUUAGAUGUGAUCAUAGUCACAUGUUUUCUAACAUCAAAUCACAUAGACAAUCCUAGACGUUUGUUGUAUAAAGCCGAUCCUAAGUGGAGAGGUCGAAAUGGCAGACAAGUAUUGUUUGAAAUGAGUUCAACUAUGAAGAAUACUCAUACCCCAAUAUCAUAUCUUAUCGAUGCAAAUUGGGAACUUCCCUCAGCAGGCGAAAGUCGUUUGUUCGUUCAAGCCAAUAGUUUGGAUGUGGUUAAUGAGUUUUGUGAAAUUGUAGUUUCACAGAUGACUCAACCCUGUGAUGCUCUAGUUCAUCUUCUUGAAAGGAUUAAUCUUGCUACAUACAUCAACCAAACAAAUGCUAAAUUUAAACCCAAACAACAACGUAAAGGUACAUGUUAUGCAAAUGCAAUUGCAGCUGUGUUUCACUUGGCUAUGAGUCGAAUUGUUGGUCGAGAAGGAGGCAUUCCAGACUUUCGUAAGAUACGUGAUUGCAUAAUAGAGAAAUAUGACGUUGAAGGUGCCACCACUGUAAAGGUUCUCGAAAGCAUUUGUCCAGUUUAUCGAUUACACUUUCGUGAAGUAGAUGAAACUGGUGCAAGGCAGGCAAUCAACAAAAGGCGACCUGUUGUAGCCAGAUUUACCAUAUCUCUAGGUCAGCGCCGUAAAUUUUCAGAAUUUUAUAGAAUGGAAAAAAAAGGGAUUCUAAGAAAGCAAAAUGUUACAGAUAGAAUCUUUGCUGAUCCACAAGGACAUGCUGUAGUGUUGACAGGGUGUGAUUCAGACUGUUUGACGUUUAUGAACUCUUGGGGUCAUGAGUUUGCAGACGGAGGAUUUUUUCGAGUUGAGGAUCAAAAUGUGCUACAUCAAACAACAUUCUAUGACAUCUACUGGAUUGAAGCUGAUCUGACACAAAGUGAGAAAGAUGUCUACGAAAGGAAAGGUAUUGAAAGAAGCAGAGAACUUUUACACACUUAUCACAGUUUGGAGGAAUUGACCCACGAGUGCCCCAAAUGCUCUAGGACCAGUAACAUCGGAGAGUUCUAUGGUCACGUGCUUGAAGCUAAGUGUCCAAUAUGUCACAAAAAAUUUAAGCCUACAAACAGCGACAUUAUCGAGAGUUUGUACAGAAGGGCACGUAACUUGUGAAAUUGCAUGCUUGUUUGACUGUCACAUUUCCAGGAUUAUUGUUUUUGUAUGUAUGCAGUUGACUGUUUGAUGUAUUGUAGUAUGUCUAGUUAUGAAUUCAUGUCAUUAUAACACAUACCUGGGCUGUGUGUCAGCAAUAUUUUAAUUGAGACAUUGAUAUUAAUUAAUAUGUAAACAGUUGACCUUGCUUAAAGUUUUAAAAAGUCUUGGACUUUGCAUUUUAAUAAAUGCUAUAUUAUAAUAUAAUAUGCAUAACAUUUUA
Molecule: messenger RNA, 2432 nt
Organism: Corticium candelabrum
Lineage: Eukaryota; Metazoa; Porifera; Homoscleromorpha; Homosclerophorida; Plakinidae
Exons: 2
Coding region: 83-2170 (695 amino acids)
Source: RefSeq, a predicted model, not a curated record